AUUUUAAAAAUUGUAUCUGACUGGAUUUAUUAUUACCAUUAUUAUCAUUAUUACAUACUAAAAUUAAUUUUGUUGUCUGAAGCUCUGUGACGGCUAGUGGCUUAUCUACGUCACAUUGAAGACAUUUAAUUAUCGGUGUGCGAACGAGACCCGACAACCAACAGAUUUAAAUAUUUUUUAGUAAAUAAUAUUCCGCCAAUCCGGUCGUUAAUGUUCGACCAAUGUUAAUUAUCCACACGGUACAUUAUUCUAAUACCUACUCUCGUUCGUAGCAACCGACUAACUAAAAUCGAGAAAAAUGUGUAUGAGAGAGAGAGUAUAAACAAUAAACUAAUAAUUGUAAUUUUAAAUAAAAUAAAAAAUUGUACAAAUUUAUUGAACUUUGUUCGCUUAUUCAAGUGUUGAUCGGGUGCACUAUCGCAUGAAUUUCAUUGUAACAUUGUAUUAUUGUAAUAGCUAACAUAAUUUUCUUACUAAUAUUUAAUGAGUUACCAUGACAACAUUGGCAACCCAUACCAUGAACACUGACGACCAACGGAUAAUCUUAUUAGAAGCGUCUGAUUUGGAUGAUGAAAUGGAAUUUAAAAAUACUGAAAAUGAAAUAAAAACACCAGAUUCAAAUUAUUUACUCGAUAAAAGUGAAUGCCAAAUCAAAGAAUCUAAAGUAUCACGGAUUCUUAUCUUUACAACGAUAACUAUUAGCUUAGGAUGUUCAAUUCCUACCGGUUAUAACACCGGAGUAGUCAAUGCACCUGCGUUGGUUAUGAAACAAUGGUGUAAUGAAACGAUCGUGAACCGUUAUGGUGUACACUUUACUCCUACUCAGCUCGAUGGCCUAUGGUCGAUACUGGUUUCCAUAUUUUUGUUGGGAGGUAUUGCUGGUGGUAUAGCUGGUGGGAAACUGGCUGAUAUAUUGGGAAGGAAAGGGACUUUGAAACUUAUAUACCUGAUUUACUUAGUGUCUGGCGUCCUAUUUAUUAGUUGUAAAACAUUAGCCAUGGUAGAAUUAUUUUUUAUUGCUCGUUUAUUAUCUGGUCUAUCGGCUGGACUCACGAUGACAACGGUACCAAUGUAUUUAUUAGAGUUGUCUCCUUCAGAUAAGAAAGGUAUUUUUGGUGUCAUGUUUACAGUUGGUCUGAACUUUGGUUUGUUAUUUUCACAGCUCUUAGGCUUGGAAAGUAUUUUGGGAAGUGAAUCAUUGUGGCCAUUCUUAUUCAGUUUUUAUGCUAGUCUAGUAUUGUUGGUAUUUCCUACCUUGUCGUUUAUUCCUGAAAGCCCUAAGUACUUGUAUACUAUACGCAAUGAACGCAGCAAAGCAUUAUCUGAAUUAAGUCGGUUGAGAGGUAAGCCAAUAUCUGACGUAAGUUGGGAAUUAGAAGAUUUAUUCGCUUCCCCUGAAGUAUGGACAUUAAAAAGAAUAUUACUUGAGCCUGCAAGCUUUAAAGCCCUAAUUAUUACGUGCACGUUAAUGUUGGGACAACAACUAUCUGGAAUUAACGUUGUGUUUUAUUAUUCCACGGAAAUAUUAAUAAAAUCUGGAUUAAGUGUGUACUGGGCGCAGUAUGCAAACUUAGGCGCAGGAUCUGUAGGUUUCAUUGUCACAGUGAUGUCGGCUCUGUUUAUCGAUAGGUUUGGACGUAAAUCAUUAUUGUUAUUCAGUGUCACUGUUUCUGUGGUCAUGCUAUCGGCGAUAUUGACUUCAAUAGUUGUACUGACUCAUAAUUCGAUAACUUGGGUAUCCUAUUUGUUGAUAAUAUUCAUUUUUGGUUACGUUUUGUUUUACGGAUUUGGAUUAGGACCCAUACCAUUCUUUAUUGGAUCAGAAUUAACAGAUGUUGGACCGAGACCUAUUAUAAUGUCUGCUAUGGCUGUUUCUAAUUGGACUGGAAAUUUUUUGGUUGGACUAACAUUUCCUUUCAUAAACAACAUGAUCAAAGAAUAUUCUUUUUCUCCGUUCGUGAUGUUCACCAUACUUUUAAUUGUAUUUAUUUGGAAAGUGGUUCCAGAAACCAAAAUAUCUUCCAGUGGACUAAGAUCAAACAACGUAUAACAGCCAGGCUGGAAUUGAUUUCAGCUUUAAUACAAAAUAAGUUUCACUAUGAUGGUAAUAUAAAAAAUUCGUAUACUAUUACCACUGAUUAUAGAAUAAACUAUUAUAUUAUCAAUGAUAUUACUCAA
Messenger RNA from Sipha flava (yellow sugarcane aphid), 2178 nucleotides. Its product is annotated as solute carrier family 2, facilitated glucose transporter member 1-like. Gene Ontology annotation, molecular function: hexose transmembrane transporter activity. The coding region runs from base 494 to 2050 and encodes 518 amino acids. Gene Ontology annotation, biological process: monosaccharide transmembrane transport. Gene Ontology annotation, cellular component: membrane. The transcript is spliced from 12 exons. The record is from RefSeq and is a predicted model, not a curated record. NCBI's taxonomy places the organism in Eukaryota, Metazoa, Arthropoda, Insecta, Hemiptera, Aphididae.